AUGACGGUUCCGACUUUUCCCUUGCCCGGCCUCGCCGCGUUGAUCGUCUUCGUGCUUCAGUGCACUCAACUGGCCGAGGCCAUGCCUUCGGGCGGAUUGAUGCCUCGGCGCGGAACUGCAUUCUCUGCUUUGAGUGAGUCCAUCGUCUAUCCGGGGUUUUUUAUCUACAUGGUAAACUUCGCACUAACAACAUGUGAUGAUGCACAGUGACUGAUCGCAUGAAGCAAUGCGAACCUGCGACGAUCGAGUUUGCAAACUCGGGCAACGUUCGCCCUCUGACCGUCGCGAUCAUGCUCUAUGACAAGGCCCCUGCGAAGCUUCGUACCGACAAGUCGCUGCCCCCGGCUAAGGCGACCCUCAAGACCAUCCAAGGCUUGGGACCGUUGCAAACUUUCACUGUCAAGAAGCGCGACUAUGACCCCUUAACUUUUACUGCUGUAGCCAAGCGCGGCGACAACAUCGAGGUGAGCAGAGCUUUCAGACCCUUGAUACCAUCAAGGAUCAAGGCACUAAUUAUUUCAAGAUAACCCUACUAGGUCUUUGCCUUUUUCCCCAACGGUACCGGUCAGAACAUGUGGCUCGACCGCACGAUCCAGACCGGAUCAUCCUCGGCUUGUUUGCCGGUAACGUGCAGUAGCAGCCAGUACUUGAACCCGACAAGUGAGCCGUUUUUAUCUGAAAGGCGACUUUUCAUUCGAAGAGUGAUUGACACCACUUCGCUACUCCGUAGACAACAAGUGCGCAUCUUGUUCAUCCCUGUUCACCAAUUCCACUUCGUGCACAGCUGUGGCGCCUACGAGUUGGUAAGCUACAUGGUCUGAAAAUUUUUUCUGGAAGGUAAGACGCUUCGCUCACAAAUUGUACAUAUAUUUCAGCUCGUACGGAAUCGUCAGCGGUAACAAGUGUGUUGCCAAAAAAUGCUCAGCGCGCGAGUACUUGGGCCCCAAGGCAGCUUCGUGCAUCUCUUGCCCGGACCCUUCCGCUCGUAGCUGCGACGCCAAUGGCAAAAGCACCUCGUGCUCGGUUGGCAGUGUCGUCAACGGUGAAUGCGAGAGCGUCAUCUGUCUCAAUGCGACCUACCUCGCUUCCAACGGUAUGUCGCACGCUUUGCUUGCCCAUCUCUCUACCCGGUCAUCGACUGACCAAGUAGCCCAUGUCCCUAUUCGUCUUCGUACAGGGCGUCGCUGUUUGCCUUGCCCGGCCAACGCGACAAUCUGCGACAACGAUGGCCAAGCUACUCAAUGCUCGUACGGUGUGCCUUCGCAGGGCAAGUGUCUCCCUAUCAUCUGCAGCAAUGGCUACCAGAGCGCCAAAGGUGAGCUUCUGAUUCGGCAGCGGUUACUCUUAUGUUGAGGAGUGGAAUGACAUUGCUUACCCCAUCAUUCUCUACUUUUCUAGCGAAUACCUGCUGCGCCGACCCCUUUGCAACCAACUGCACCGAUCCCAACACCCCGACGUCGUGUGCUUGGGGUUACCUCCUGAACACCGAUCAGAACGGAACACACUGCGAGGGUCCUUACGCGUCUCGAUUCGGUAGUGAGUCCGCAUCGUUCUCGGUCCAAAGCCCGUCCUUAGAUAAGUUCAGUUGACCGAUAGGAAUUGUUCACCUUUUAUCUCUCUUCAGAUGCCACGUACAAGUACCUCUCCACUGCGAGCGUUAGCAAGACCAUCGAAGCAAGCAACGUUCUUGACUGCGCGAGGUCCGCCCAUGACCAAUCGAUCGUGUUCCCCUGGGUGUACAUGUGGUCGCAGAACGCCGUCGCAGGUGUUCACUGCAAGCUCGUACCGGGAGGAGACCCCCAACUUACGACAACGACCCAAGGCAAAGGAUUUGACGUUGGAAUUUCGGGCACUUGCGCGCAGAACGCCGAUUGGUCUUGGUCGCCGGCUCCGUCCUCGUGUGCCAAGAUCUGGAUUGGGCAGGCCAAUACAGCCAACCGGGUGUAA
This is a messenger RNA of Microbotryum saponariae, 1947 nucleotides long. The record is from the annotation of a GenBank genome assembly. NCBI's taxonomy places the organism in Eukaryota, Fungi, Basidiomycota, Microbotryomycetes, Microbotryales, Microbotryaceae.